Molecule: messenger RNA, 2101 nt
Organism: Cottoperca gobio
Lineage: Eukaryota; Metazoa; Chordata; Actinopteri; Perciformes; Bovichtidae
Product: laminin subunit alpha-1-like
Exons: 16
Coding region: 1-1938 (645 amino acids)
Biological process (GO): tissue development; animal organ morphogenesis; camera-type eye development
Cellular component (GO): basement membrane
Molecular function (GO): extracellular matrix structural constituent
Source: RefSeq, a predicted model, not a curated record
AUGAAGUUGCUGCUUUUGUUGCUGCUGAUGGAGCGAGCUGCAGCUCAGCAGAGAGGUCUGUUCCCGGCCAUCUUGAACUUGGCCAGUAAUGCAGACAUCAGCAGUAACGCGACGUGUGGAGAUCCAGUACCUGAAGUUUACUGUAAACUGGUAGAACACGUUCCCAGACGACUAAUCAAGAACCCACACUGCUCAAAAUGUGAUGCCAACUCCGUCCUGCCCAAAGAACGUCAUCCGAUCACAAACGCCAUCGAUGGGACAAACCAGUGGUGGCAGAGUCCGAGUAUCAAGAACGGACAACAGUUUCACUGGACGACUAUAACAGUGGACCUGAAACAGAUCUUUCAGGUCGCCUACAUCAUCAUCAAGGCAGCUAACUCUCCUCGACCAGGUAACUGGAUCCUGGAGCGCUCCCUGGACGGCGUGACCUUUGACCCCUGGCAGUUUUACGCCAUCAGUGACUCUGAGUGUUUGUCUCGUUACAACGUGACGCCGAGACUCGGACCGCCGACCUACAAGAGAGACACGGAGGUUAUCUGCACGUCUUUCUACUCCAGACUGAACCCCCUGGAGCAUGGAGAGAUCCACACCUCUCUGAUUAAUGGCCGACCCGGAGCUGAUGAUUUGACCUCUGACCUCCUGAACUUCACGUCGGCUCGUUACAUCAGACUGAGGCUUCAGCGAAUCCGAACGCUCAACGCCGACCUGAUGACGCUGAGCGCCCACGACCCCCGAGAGAUCGACCCCAUCGUCACACGGAGGUAUUAUUACUCCAUCAAAGACAUCUCUGUGGGCGGCAUGUGUAUCUGCUUUGGCCACGCCCAGAGCUGCCCGCUGGACCCUGUCACCAAGAAGCUGCAGUGUGUGUGUGAACACAACACCUGUGGAGAGAGCUGUAACAAGUGUUGCCCCGGUUACCACCAGCAGCCAUGGCAACCUGGAACAGUCUCCGAGGGAAACACAUGUGAACAGUGUAACUGUCACAACAAAGCCGCCAACUGUUUCUACAAUCAAACCGUCUCUGAACACUUUUUGAGUUUAAACUCUCGCGGCGUCCGUGAGGGUGGUGGAGUCUGUAUGGACUGUCAGCAAGACACCGUCGGCAUCAACUGUGAGACCUGCGCCACCGGACACUACAGACCCUCUGAGGUUUCUCCUUAUUCAGACUCUCCUUGUGUCGAGUGUAACUGUGACCUGAGAGGAUCCAAAUCUUCAGUCUGCACCAGAGAUGACACGCAGCCAGGUGUGUCUGCAGGGCAGUGUAUGUGUAAGCAGGGUUUUUCAGGUGUGCGGUGUGACCGCUGUGCGUUUGGAUACAGAGACUUCCCCCUGUGUGCUCGCUGUGAGUGUAACCUGUCGGGCAGCGUCAAUACUGACCCCUGCAGCCCCUGCAUCUGCAAGGAGAACGUGAUGGGUGCUCACUGCGAUCUGUGCAAACCAGGUUUCUUCAACCUGCAGCAGAGUCACUCGCUUGGCUGCACAGACUGCUUCUGCUUUGGAGUAUCAGACGUCUGUGAGAGUUCAGCCUUGUCCACAGCUCAGGUGUUCCACACGGAUGCUUGGCUCCGCCCCUCUUAUUCCCACCACACACACCCUGUUGUCCACGACAACGACCUUCCCGCCCCCAAUAACCUUUCUGGACACGCCCACCAAAUUCUGUUGUCGUGGGCGGCGCCCGCCAGUUUCCUAGGCAACAAGCUGCUGUCCUACGGGGGUUUCCUGAACUACUCUCUGUUAUAUGAUGUCCCAUUGGACAAUGAAGAUCACUCUCUGCCCGCCCGCUCUGACAUCAUCGUUGAGGGUAAUGGGCGGGCUCUUCGUCUCUCCCCACCCCCCCUCCUCUUCCUUUCUGAGCUGGCCGAGCGCUCGGUUGCCACGGCGAUUACCCCGCAGCAGUUUUUGGACAUUGAGACGGGCGCUCACGUUACCCCGCGAUGACCUGCUGUCAGUUCUCGCCGACGUGACAUCACUGAGGGUCAGAGUUCACCUGAACGCCUCCGCUGACGGGCCUAUACGUCUCAGCUCAGUGUCUCUGGAUGUGGCCGGCUAUGGUUCGAUUUAUGGUACUCAGGCGGUUGCCGUGGAGACGUGUGAAUGUCCA